CUUUGGUGGAAUUGAUUCGGAAUCUCAACAUCAAUAAUAUAUCCACUAUCCUUCAAUGUUAUUCCGUCAUCAAUAUUUCCCUCUCUCAAAUGUCCAGUGUCUGACGUGUCCAGGUGUACGUGUGUGUGUGUUGGGGCGAAGGAGCUCACUUCUCGAGCUCAGGACGCUUUCUCCAAAGCAACCGCUUCCAGCAUUCGCAAAAGGCCUGUCGGAUCUUCUGUUCCUGCGCGAGAAGAUUUGGAGGGCGCGGUCGUCGUCUUCCGCAGACAAUCCGCAGCAAUGCAUCCGAUCCGGUGCACGGGUAUGUCAGAGCAGCAACCUGUCCUUUCAAUACCUGGGAAGCUUGCUCCUUUGGCUCGUAUCUUUGCUGUUUGUCCUUAGAAUUCAAACUACCUCGAUUUCUUGACAAGGUCUUUCUUUUUUUUCAAGCUCCAGGUGUUGACUGCCAAGCCGCUCGUCGACAUGCAGGCCUCGGUGUGCUGUCGUGACUUGACGUCUGUAAUCAAUUUUCAAUCUAUUGCACCGAACUUCUCGCAGUCGGUUGUAUUGUCAAAGGCUGUCAACC
Molecule: messenger RNA, 565 nt
Organism: Lindgomyces ingoldianus
Lineage: Eukaryota; Fungi; Ascomycota; Dothideomycetes; Pleosporales; Lindgomycetaceae
Exons: 2
Coding region: 56-406 (116 amino acids)
Source: RefSeq, a predicted model, not a curated record